Protopolystoma xenopodis is the source of this 975-nucleotide messenger RNA. Lineage: Eukaryota; Metazoa; Platyhelminthes; Monogenea; Polystomatidea; Polystomatidae. The record is from the annotation of a GenBank genome assembly.
GAAGGCGAGAAGGAGAUGGAGGAGAAAGAAAAGGAGAAGGAAAAGAAAAAGGAAAAGAAGAAGGAGAAGGAGGAGAAGGAGGAGAAGGAGGAGGAGAAGGAGGAGAAGGAGGAGAAGGAGGAGGAGAAGGAGGAGAAGAAGGAGAAGGAAAAGGAGGAGAAGGAGAAGGAGGAGAAGGAGAAGGAGAAGGAGGAGGAGAAGGAGAGGGAGGAGGAGGAAACGAAAAAAGAGGCGUCCGGCUCAAGUGAACCUCGGGAAACGGUUCGGGCGUCACCAGAUGCGGCCAGGGAGACGGCCAGUUCUGAAGAGGCCGCGAGUCGAGCAAAGGAGACAAGUAAAGCUGUGAAGAGCCGGAUUGUUGGUUAUGCCCGAGGUUGGCUUGACAGUCUCCAUCUGCCGAAUCACCAGCGCUGCCUCGAGUUGGUGUUGCCCGUGAAGCCGCCGUCCGAUGCUCGAGUGUCCAGGGGCCGGCUGAACAUGUUGCGUCGACUGGCGGAGGCGGCUGGUCGCGAGACGACUCCGUCGUGGGCACAAGCUGAACCCGUGGCCGGGCUCGACGGCACGUCGCGUCAUCUCAGGCCGAGACCGAACUCGAGGCUGGGGCAGCCGAGUGGCGACGGCGACUCGACGGGACCAAGUGAAAACGAUCUCGCCAUCUCGUUGGUAGGGCGAGAAGACGCAAAAGGGGUGCCUGAAGAAGCGGAGCUUCAUCUGAUCGUAGAAAUGUCGGCACCUUUUGACGAUUACACGAGCUCCACGACGGACGCCGGGCCUCAUGACGCUCCUGAAGGCAGGAGGGCGCAAUGGAAAACAGAGCCAGACGAAGGGACCAUUCAGCCUGACGACGAGGCAGUCGUCAGAUGUGCCAUCAUCGUCGGUGACCCCGCAUACAACCAUUCUGGUAUGUGCCGAGGGGAGUCGGGCUACAUGGAGACCCUGAUUGGCCUUAUUUCUUCCAAUUCUGGUCUGCAAUAA